This is a messenger RNA of Cryptococcus wingfieldii CBS 7118, 1407 nucleotides long. RefSeq names its product pH-response regulator protein palC. The coding region runs from base 1 to 1407 and encodes 468 amino acids. Lineage: Eukaryota; Fungi; Basidiomycota; Tremellomycetes; Tremellales; Cryptococcaceae. The record is from RefSeq and is a predicted model, not a curated record. The transcript has 6 exons. Gene Ontology annotation, cellular component: plasma membrane. Gene Ontology annotation, biological process: cellular response to pH.
AUGGCGCCGUAUCUGCUCCCGCUGCCCUCCACCGCCCUCCUCGCCCUCCCCGCCCUGCUCAGCGACCCCCACGCGGCGUACACCGCCACCCUCGCAGACGCCACCGCAGCCCGCACCCGCCUCUCCCUCGCGCUCGCAGACCCCAGCCCCCUCCCCGUCCUAGACGCUGUACAGGUGUACCUCCCGUACCUCCAGGGCAUCGUUGCUUGCCUCGAUGCCGACCAACUGCUCUUCAAGGCCGAGCCGGUCUUUCCAUGGCGAGCACCUCUUACCCAAUACAACAUGUCCCCGCCAUUGCUGUCUCUCCCCUCAAUCCACUCUGAGCAUCUCAUGGUCAUCCUGACCUACUCUCUCGCCCUGUCCAACUAUGCCCACUCUAUCCUCCAAUCUCUCCCUGCCUUCGAGAUCCCUGCGGGUAGCAAAUCCAUGCCCCACAUGUCUGCAGAAGACGAGAAACGUACCACUGCAGGACUUGCGAGAGCCGUGGAUCUGCUGUGCCAGGCGAGCGGGGUGGCAGAGUGGGCGUCGGAGAAUGUGUGUCUCAAAGUGGAGCCCGUCAAGAGUGCCAUGGGUGGGAGGCUCGGCAAGAGGCGGUGGCCAGCCGAGAGUAGUCGGGAGACGUUCAAGGCGCUUUCCAUGAUGUCUCUCGCCGACGCCCACCAGACGGCAAUCCGCAAACUCCUCCUCCCCGUCCUCACGUAUACCCUCUUCUCUCCACCCGGUCCCCCUCUUCCGCCCAACCACCCCUCUCCAUCUCUGCAGGCCAAACUCUACCUCCACGUCGACCACCUCUACACCUCUGCCUGCGCUCUCCUCAACGUCAACCAACAACAACCUACUUCGUCCAAGGUGAAUGAGCCGGAUGCGGUUGAGGGCGAGGUGAUACCUCAGCUCAAGCGAUACUUGACGAAAGAAUCUAGCCUGGCACUCGCCUUGGCACACAAAUGGCUCGCCGUUGAUGUUGGCGAAAACUCCAAAGGCGCCAAGAUAGGUGAAGCACUCGCCUGGGUCAAGGACGCCCAGAGCAGGCUGGAAGAGCUUGAAGACGGUAAAGUACGCGAACGUCUCAAAGGUCUGUCUCUGGGCAAGUCGGGAGAGAGAAAAAAGGAAGAGCGAAAGGCGAGAAAGGGCAGGGUGGAGAGAGAGCUGGAAGUGGUCAAAGCGUGGGGCAAGACUUAUCAAAAGAUGAACGAUACGGUUUCGUUUCAAACGGUGCCGCCUGUCUCGUCACUGAUAACACCAUCCGGCAGACCUAUAUUCGGUGCCAAAGCGUUCACACCCCCUCCGAGCAAGUUUGAACCUCGCAGGUCGGGCGACUCGGAUUCAGAUGACGAGGAUGAAGGUGGAGAAGGGGACCCGGCGCGACCGGUCGAGGCAGAGUAUGCGGGCAAGGGCAAUUACUUUUGA